Messenger RNA from Magnusiomyces paraingens, 1197 nucleotides. RefSeq lists its product as uncharacterized. Gene Ontology annotation, biological process: pyrimidine nucleotide-sugar transmembrane transport. Gene Ontology annotation, molecular function: pyrimidine nucleotide-sugar transmembrane transporter activity. Lineage: Eukaryota; Fungi; Ascomycota; Dipodascomycetes; Dipodascales; Dipodascaceae. The record is from RefSeq and is a predicted model, not a curated record. Gene Ontology annotation, cellular component: Golgi membrane; intracellular membrane-bounded organelle. The transcript is spliced from 2 exons. The coding region runs from base 1 to 1197 and encodes 398 amino acids.
AUGGGCGUUCCAGUGUCCCUUAUUGUCUCGCUCAUGCUCAUCACAGGAUGCUCAAACUCGCUCCUGACCAAGUUCCAAGAUAAGCAAUGUAUUUCCAAUUGCUCAGCUCCUCCUCCAGAACGUAAUCACUUUGACCAACCCGUUGUCCAAACCGUCCAAAUGUUUAUUGCCGAACUAGGUGUUGGCCUCGUGGUCUUGUAUACCCACCUUGCACAGAAAUAUAAAGCUUCUUCUUCCAAAUCACAGCAGCAACCAAGCCGCGAUCAGUACGAAGAACUCCCAUCCACAGACACAGAAACUACCCUUGAUAACCAUCCAGCUUCUAAUGUUUCCACGCUUACCGGGAAACGCGUGUUUUUGCUUGCUAUUCCUGCUACAUGCGACAUUUUGGGUACCACUCUUAUGAAUGUUGGAUUACUGCUUGUUCCUGUUUCCAUAUAUCAAAUGGUCCGCGGCGCUGUUGUUUUGUUUGUGGGCUUGUUUUCUGUAUUGUUUCUUAAGCGCAAACUUUUCCGCAAACAAUGGUACGCCCUGUUGGCCGUGUUUGGCGGCGUGUUUGUUGUUGGUUUAAGUGCCAUGUACAACUCAUCUUCGGCAACAAGCAACGACACUUCCAAUGACACCCCAGAUCCUGCAGCCAAGGAUGCUGCUGUUCAGGCGACUAUUGGCAUUUCCAUGAUUUUAUUGGCACAGGUUUUUGCCGCCACGCAGUUUGUACUGGAAGAGUUUAUUCUUGAAAAGUACGCCAUGAACCCGUUUAAUGUAGUUAUGUGGGAGGGUGUUUUUGGUACAAGUAUCACGUUAAUUGGGUCUCUUUUGAUUUUCGCUUUGUUUGUCAAGAACCCAGAUGGUUCCAUGUUUAACCUGGUCCAGGGUAUUAAGGAGAUGUUUAGUAAUAAGGCUGUGCUAAUUUCUUCAAUUAUCAUUAUGUUUAUGAUGUCAACGUUUAAUGUCACAGGGAUGGCAGUGACAAGAAUUAUUAGCGCAACGUCUAGAUCCACAAUUGAUACCUCACGAACCGUGGGCAUUUGGCUCGUGUCUCUCAUCAUUGGCUGGGAAACAUUCCAGUUCUUGCAACUGCUUGGAUUCUUGUUGCUUGUAUAUGGAACACUGUUGUUUAAUGGAAUCAUUGAUAAUGAUGAUGAGGUUAAGGAGAAUGUGGAUGAGCUGUUGCCCCACGAGUUUGAGCAUACUUAA